CCAUCACCUUCCUGUUUCCUGCUGCAUUUUGUUUUACUACAUGGCCGUAACCCACGAGGCAGACAAUCCAUUGCCAUCAGCCUGAGAAGGACAUGCCAAGCAGACCUCUGCGAGUGCGUGGCCAGUCUCCAGAAGGCAAGUUACCCUUUCGUUGGAAGCCACCUUAUGGAGCAGGCUUCAGAGGUCCCCGCAGCAGAUCGCAAGGUUCCCUCCGCGGGUAUGGAGAGAGCAGCCGAAGGCUGAGUUAUGCUCCGCUGCCGCAGGAGCGACAACACCAGGAAGCCAGGAAGCUGGCCUCUGAGUCAGUUCAUGUGGUUUCACUGCCAUCACGGAGCUCUCAAAGACGAAGCCAACCUGUCUAUAGAUCAUCUUUAACUAAAAGAAAAGUGACAGAGGAGGAAGAGGUGGAGGUGGCAAAAGAUAUAACUGUUCGAGUGAUGUCCUCUCACUCUGUACUUGUUGCCUGGACAGACCCUCUGUAUGAAAAACAGAAACCUGGAGCAAACAGCAGGCAGUACAGCGUUCGCUAUCGGGAGAAGGGGGAGUCGGCAAGGUGGGACUACAAGCAGGUCUCCAACCGGCGGGCACUGGUGGAGAAUCUGCUGCCAGACACCAUGUAUGAGUUUGCUGUCCAAAUCUUGGAGGGAUAUAAGGAGGGCAAAUGGAGUGCAUCUGUUUACCAGCGGACCCCAGAAGCAGCUCCUUCCAGUGCACCUGAAAACUUGGAUGUUUGGCCACUAAAGGGGAAACCAACCUCUGUAGCAGCAUCCUGGGAUGUUCUCCCAGAAAGUGAAGGAAAAGUCAAAGAAUACAUUCUCUCAUACGCCCCGGCUCUGCAGCCCUUUGGAGCCAAGUCCAUCAGCUACUCUGGAGCUACAACGUCAGCCAUCGUAGAUGGUCUGCAGGCUGGGGAGCGCUACGUUUUCAAAAUCCGGGCAGCAAACAGGAGGGGACCAGGCCCUCAGUCAAAAGCCUUCAGUGUUGCCAUCCCAGCAGCCACUCCUGAGGAUUCAGCUGCUCAGCAGCAAACAAAUACUCGAGAUAAUUCAGGGGCAAAAAAAAAUGGGCAUGCUGGCUCAUCUUCUUCUCAGACUUCUUCAGGUGCUUCAAAAGUCCAGCCAUCACUUUCCUCUAAGCAGCCUGCUGUUCGUUCACCUGGCGUUAGUGACAAAAAGAAUCCUCUUUCUGAGUACAAGAAUAAAAUCUUGACUGGAGGAGUCCCAAGUAAAUCUCAGUUACCUUCUAGGAAAAUGGGAGAACUGGAAUCUGGUCUCCAGUCCACUGAGGUGACAGAUGGUGGUGAUUCCUCCCAAGAAGCUCCAACGCCACCACCAAAAGCCCAGGAUCAGAGGAGAAAUGUUAGACCCUUGUCACCUAGUCAGCCAGUCCAUCCUGUCCUUGCCUCAGGGAGGACCUCUGUUCAAACGCACACAUCAGAGGGGUCACAGCAGGCAAACACAGAGAAACGUGAGCCACCAGCACUGUUACCGUCAUCAACACAGCACUCUUCUGCCUCAUCUCUUCCUAAGUACACAGAUAAUGAAACAAAGCAGCCGAGGCAAAGCAAUACUAAUGUACCUUCUAAAACUGCUUCCCAUGGUCUGCCUGCCAAAAAAAAGGGUCUUGCAGGUAACGUGGAAGGAAAGGCAGACCCCUUACUGGUGAAAGUGUCUUCUAAAACUUCAGAGCCUGGCCACCUGGCUUUGCCAUCAAACCGACAGUCUGCUGUCUCUCGUGAUGCUGUCCCAAGCCAUCCCAGUAGGUCUGGCUCUCUAAGUCAUUCACAUCAGCACCCUUCCAAACCAGCAGAUUCCCACUCUCAUAAUGAGUUUGACAGUGAAGAAACAGAGGACAGAGCAGGACAUCCCAGUUCUAGAUCACAGCAAUCAAGGCUGCCUUCAGGCUCCAGUUCUCGCGCAUGGAAGGAUUCAAAACUGGCUGCGGUGGCAGCGUCAUCGAGGUCUGCUGUUCCUAGUCAUGUUUUACCUCACUCUCGCUCUUCCACCAGUGCCAAAUCUGAUGGAAAGGAUGUUAAUAAGAGUUAUAUGGACAACUCACAAGAUGCAGGUAGCAUAUUUCCUUCUCUACACUCUUCCAGACAGUCUUCUUCAGCAAUCUACUCCAAGAGAAGGAAUCCUCAGGUAGAUACUGAUUCUCAUCUCAGAGAGACACCCAGUGAAAAGUCACCCCAGUCUGCCUCAGAAGAACAGCAGAGCCAAGCAGCUGCUCCAGAAAAGAAUUCUCUUUUGCAGUCUUCUCUUUCCAAACAUAAGGCUGAAGAACAGGACAGACAAGAGGUGAAAGAAACACCUGCUCGAUCAAAACCAAGUUUAUCUUUGCCUAAAAAGAUGUUCCACUCUCAUCUUCCAUUGGAGAAGACCUCCCACUCAGAGCCUCCACAGAAGGCACAAACCAGUCUGUCCUUACUGCAUUCAAGGGGCCGCCGCCUUCCAUCUCCUGUCUCAUCCCAGAGUAAUGAAGAACUGCAGGAAGGUGAUGAUGAAGAUGUAACAGAAAGCAAUGACAGGGCAAGCAGCCACACUGUCUUACCAAAAGACGUGUCCCCUUCUAGGGGAUUACCUGCAUCUUUCUCUCAGGGAAGCUCAAGUUCACCUCUAUCAAAGCAGCCAGGUUCUCAGGUGCCUUCCUACAACCCAAAGCUUCCUCAGCCAGACUCCAGUUCUGCCAGUGACACAGCAAAAAACAAUCAGAACAACCCAAGGUUGUCAUCUACUUCUUCAAGGCAAUCUCGUCCUUCGUUACCUACUCACACAAGGGCUGCUACAAGAACAGUGUCCCAAACAGAGAAAAAAUACAGCCUGUUGCCCUCCAAAACGUCCAAAGCUGAACUUCCUCAAAAUGUGCCUUCCUCCUCUUCAUCUAAACCUCAUCAGUCAGUUUCUAAUGAUGAGGAUGAUUAUUACAGUGAAUAUGAUCAGAAAGAACUGGAAGAGAAACCUACAUCUUUGGCAGCAAAAUGGUCCCCUUCUGUUUCUAGAGGUAACAAAAACUUAUAUGAUGACAGUACUAACACUAAAAGGAAAUCCUUUGACACUCCUCUACCUCACAAAGUAACCUCUGAAGGAGAAGAGGAGGAAGAAAAAGCUCCAUUAAAAACGCACUCUCCUGAGUCACCAGGAAGCUCUGCCAUAGCAUCACGGAUUACUCAGUCCUCUAACAAACACAUCCCAUCUAAACCGAGCUUUGUCUGGCCACGUUCUUCUACCACCACACACACUGCUGCUCCAGCAGUUUCUUCUUCCACCUUGUCCCCUCGCCAGCGGCUGUUGAACUCCAGGCUACGGAGCUCUUCCCAGCGGCAGUUCACUAGGCCUGCCUAUCGACAAGGUUACAGUGGCAGACCGAAUCUUACAACAAAAAAUGACAAUGGAAAUGGAAAAAUAAUCCCUGGUAAUAACGGAAAACCAAGUGGGCAGAGAGUAAUCAAUGGUCCUCAAGGAACAAAGUGGGUUGUAGAUCUUGACCGAGGGCUGGUGUUAAAUGUUGAAGGAAAAUACCUCCAAGAUUCCCAAGGGAAACCUCUCCGAGUUAAAUUAGGAGGGGAUGGACGCACAAUUGUUGAUGAAAAGGGUGCCCCAGUAGUGAGUCCUGAUGGAUUACCUCUGUUUGGACAUAGCAGGUUUAGUAAACCUGUAGCGAGUGCUCAAGAUAAACCAAUAAUAAGCCUUGGAGGGAAACCUCUGAUUGGUCUUGAAAUGAUUAAGAAAACAACCACUCCCACAACUACUACUACAGUACCUCCAACAACUACCACAACAACUACAACCACAACAACUACAACCACUACAACUGUUGCUACAACUACCACCACCACUCCUGAACCAACCACCACUGAACUGCUGACUGAGAAACCACCCCCAACUUGUCCUCCGGGCACCUAUGGGCAGUAUGAUGAUGAGGGCAACUUGCUGAUGGGGUUCAAUGGCCUACCAGAGUGCAACGCAGAAGACACCUUCUCAGGACUGGAUGCAGAUGUGACAACAACUCCGGAGGCAUACGUGAUAUAUGAUGAUGACUAUGAGUUCUUUGAGAGCACUUUGCCACCAACCACCACCACUGUCACCACCACCACUGCUUCUGCAAUGACAGAAUCUGAAGUUGUCUAUCCAGAGACCAGUGUUGUUGGCACAGGUCCUGUGUCAGAGUAUGAUAUUGCUGGCAAGAAACGAUUCACUGCUCCUUACGUGACCUAUCUCAAUAAAGAUCCAGCAGCCCCCUGCUCCUUGACAGAGGCCCUGGAGCACUUCCAAGUGGAGAGCCUUGAUGAAAUCAUUCCCAAUGACCUCAGAGAAAAAGAGAUGCGUCCACUGAAAGCUCCCCACAACAUCACUGUUGUGGCAGUUGAAGGCUGUCACUCCUUUGUCAUUGUGGACUGGGCCAAACCUGCUCAAGGAGACAUGGUAACAGGCUAUCUUGUUUACAGUGCAUCCUAUGAUGACUUCUUAAAGAACAAGUGGUCAACCAGAACUGCAGGGACUACUCAUCUGCCAGUUGAGAACCUGAAACCAAACACAAGGUAUUAUUUUAAAGUCCAAGCGAAGAAUCCCUUUGGUUAUGGACCUGUUAGCUCAUCAGUCUCAUUUAUCACAGAAUCUGAUAAUCCUCUCCUGGUUGUCAGACCACCUGGUGGUGAGCCUAUCUGGAUCCCGUUCACGUUUAAGUACGACUCCACUUACUCAGACUGCAGUGGCAAGCAGUACGUGAAGCGCACUUGGUACCGCAAGUUUGUAGGAGUGGUUCUUUGCAACUCCUUAAGGUACAAGAUUUACCUCAGUGAUGACCUGAAAGACACCUUCUACAGCAUUGGGGAUAGCUGGGGAAGGGGCGAGGACCACUGCCAGUUUGUGGACUCACACUUAGACGGAAGAACGGGACCUCAGUCAUACGUUGAAGCCCUGCCCACCAUCCAAGGGUAUUACCGCCAGUACCGCCAGGAGCCUGUGUCGUUUGGCCGUAUUGGACACACCACACCCUACUACUACGUGGGCUGGUACGAGUGUGGCGUGCCCAUCCCAGGGAAAUGGUAGCAGCCAGCUUUCCUGGUUUAGGCAGACCAUGCUUUUGAAAUGACUUCUACCAAUGGACUCUCAGCAACAGAUUUAGAAAAGACCAGAAAAAAGGCAAAGGGGAGAAGUGAGGCAAAGCAGUGAAGAGCAGCCGCUCAAGAGAUCCUCAUGAAGCUAAAUAUGGGCCCCCCCUUGGCCAGCCUGCGUCUGUGGUGCUGCUUGAUUUCUGCUUGGAAGCAGGGAAAGGAAUCAAGUCUGGCAUCCUGCCUUCCUCCUCUGGGUCUUCAGGGCGCAGAGAGGUGGUUGCAGUGUGCGCAACCUGUCAAAACUAAAACUGUAUUAGCCUUGAAAAUGUGGAAUUCUCUUGUGUCUUGCAGGAACGACCUAAGCAUGCUGUGCUUGCUCAAUGGGAUGCUAAACUGUCCUUUGCUGCUGGCUGGGGCUCUGCUCUGCAGUUGUGUCAUGCAACUGGCCACGCACCAAAGGCAGUAUAUUCUCCUGAAGACUUACCCUGUGAGUUCCCCCACAGCUGGACUAAUCACUAGGUCACAGUGUAAAUUCACUUUGAGAUGUGUGUAUAUCUAUAUCUAUAUAAAUACAGUACUGUACAUCUGCUGAAAGUACUGCUUAGAGAUGCUGAGAUUUUCCUGUUCACUAGGUAAAUGUUUGGACUUUCUGUGUAAAAGGUGCUGUUAAUUCUUUGAGGUAUUGCUAUGCACAGUGUAUUAGCCAAGGAAAGAGCUGUAUUCUUCCUGUGAGUACUGUUGAGUUAGCAUUUGAGUUAUCAAUUAAAGUCCUGUGUCCUUCU
This is a messenger RNA of Pogoniulus pusillus (Red-fronted tinkerbird), 5835 nucleotides long. RefSeq names its product fibronectin type III domain containing 1 (gene FNDC1). The coding region runs from base 93 to 5048 and encodes 1651 amino acids. Lineage: Eukaryota; Metazoa; Chordata; Aves; Piciformes; Lybiidae. The transcript is spliced from 20 exons. The record is from RefSeq and is a predicted model, not a curated record. Gene Ontology annotation, molecular function: protein binding.